UUCAUUAUCUUCUUUCCUUGCAAGUGAAUAAGUAGCAUCACUUUUUCAAAAAAAAAAAAAAAGAGUAGAAUCACCAAUCAAGAGUCCAAAACUAAACUCUGUGACUGAUUCCCACUCGGUAGUAUAAUAUGACACCGGAUUGUUUGUUCCCUGCAAUUUCAGAUUGAAAAGAGUUGCUCCCACCAAGUAUAGAGUUGCUUGUUCCCUGCAGUUUUGAGCGUUAAUUUGGAGAUGGCUUCCAUGCUUAGUCAAAUUGUUUGUACUCCGAAUAACAAUUGUAAGGUGUGGGAGGAUCCCUCAUUUUUCAAGUGGAGAAAGAGAGCUGCUCAUGUUCCAUUUCACUGCCAUGAAUCAGUUGAAGGAUCUCUUAGAUACUGGUAUGAGCGCAACAAAGUAGAUUUUUUGGUAUCAAAAUCAGCAGUUUGGGAUGAUAGGGCGGUAACUGAGGCCCUGGAGUGCGCUGCUUUUUGGGUGAAGGGCUUGCCUUUUGUCAAGUCUUUGUCGGGCUAUUGGAAAUUUCUACUUGCUCAGAGUCCUGAGACAAGUCCUGUGAACUUUCAUGAUAGCACCUUUGAAGACUCUACAUGGAGUACUAUACCAGUUCCUUCCAAUUGGCAGAUGCAUGGUUUUGAUAGGCCUAUUUAUACAAAUGUUAUGUAUCCAUUUCCACUUAAUCCACCUAAAGUACCUGAGGAGAAUCCGUGUGGCUGCUACAGAACUUACUUCUUGCUUCCUAGAGAAUGGGAAGGUCGGAGGAUAUUUCUUCAUUUUGAAGCUGUUGAUUCUGCCUUCUUUGCUUGGGUGAAUGGUGUACCUGUUGGAUACAGUCAGGAUAGUAGACUACCUGGUGAAUUUGAGAUCACAGAUUUUUGUCACAAAUGUGGAUCUGGCAAGAGAAAUUCCCUAGCUGUGCAAGUGAUGCGAUGGAGUGAUGGUUCUUACCUUGAGGAUCAGGAUCACUGGUGGUUAUCGGGCAUCCAUCGUGAUGUGCUUCUUCUAGCCAAGCCCAAGGUGUUCAUUGCAGAUUAUUUCUUCAAAUCAAGCUUGGCAGAAGGUUUUUCUUAUGCAGAUAUACAGGUUGAAGUGCAAAUUGAUUCUUCAAAUCAAAUACCAAAGGAGGACAUUCUAGGUUACUUCACCAUUGAAGGUGCUUUAUUUGAUACAGAGAGUUGGUAUUGCGGCAACCAUAAUGCUCGUGCUGAUCUGCUUUCUAGUAGUGUGGCUCAUUUACAACUGGAUUCAUCUCUAAAUCAUUAUAUUGGAUUCAUGGGGUAUAUGUUAAAGGGAAAAUUGCUUUCGCCAAAGCUUUGGUCGGCUGAGCAACCAAAUCUCUACACUUUAGUUGUGACCCUCAAAGAUGCAUCUGGAAAUGUAAUCGAUUGUGAGUCAUGCCAAGUAGGUAUAAGAGAAAUAUCAAAAGCCCCAAAACAGCUGCUUGUAAAUGGGCACCCAGUGGUAAUAAGAGGUGUUAAUAGACAUGAACACCAUCCACGCCUUGGGAAGACAAACUUGGAGUCCUGCAUGAUUAAGGAUUUGGUCUUAAUGAAGCAAAACAAUAUCAAUGCUGUUAGAAACAGCCAUUAUCCCCAACAUCAACGAUGGUACGAGUUAUGUGAUCUGUUUGGGAUGUACAUGAUUGAUGAAGCCAAUAUCGAGACACAUGGUUUUCAUGACUUUACAAACAUAAAGCAUCCUACACAGGAACCAAGUUGGGCUUCUUGCAUGUUGGAUCGUGUCAUUGGCAUGGUUGAGAGGGACAAAAAUCAUGCCUGCAUCAUAUCUUGGUCUCUUGGGAAUGAGUCAGCCUAUGGACCUAAUCAUGCUGCACUUGCUGGUUGGGUACGAGGAAAGGAUGCAUCAAGGGUUUUACAUUAUGAAGGUGGUGGUGCUAGGACAUCGUCAACAGACAUUGUCUGUCCUAUGUAUAUGCGUGUAUGGGAGAUGGUAAAGAUAGCAGAAGAUCCAACCGAAACACGGCCACUGAUAUUGUGCGAGUACUCUCAUGCUAUGGGAAACAGCAAUGGUAAUCUUCAUGAGUACUGGGAAGCAAUUGAUACCACAUUUGGUCUUCAAGGAGGUUUCAUAUGGGAUUGGGUUGAUCAGGGAUUACUCAAGGAAGGUGUGGAUGGUACAAAGCAUUGGGCUUAUGGGGGUGAUUUUGGUGAUACCCCUAAUGACUUGAACUUCUGUCUAAAUGGCCUUAUGUGGCCAGAUCGAAGUCCUCAUCCUGCAGUGCAUGAGGUUAAAUUCUUAUACCAGCCAAUCAAAGUUUCCUUGACUGAAGGUGUAGUCAAGAUCAGAAAUGUCCACUUCUUUGAUACAACGGAAGCAGUUGAGUUCAACUGGAUGCUUCAUGGUGAUGGCCAUGAACUUGGUUCAGGACUCCUCCCUCUACCAAUAAUAGAUCCACAAAGAAGUCUAGAAAUUGAUUUUAAGUCUGGCCCAUGGUAUUCUGUGUGGAGUUCUUCAGAUGCUGUUGAAUUUUAUUUGACAGUAACUUCAAAGCAUGUGUGCCCCACGCGCUGGGCUGAACCUGGUCAUGUAAUUUCAUCUACACAAGUUCAGUUACCAGCAAGAGAAGAAACUGUUCCUCGUACCAUUAAAUCAGAAAACAUUAAAUUUGGUUGCGAGGUGGUGGACAACAUAAUUGUACUUAGCCAGCAGGACCUGCAGGAGAUAAACUUCAACAAACAGACUGGUGCAAUUGAGAGCUGGAAGGUUCACGGAGUUUCAGUGUUGCAAGAAGGCAUUGUCCCAUGCUUUUGGCGAGCACCAACAGAUAAUGACAAAGGAGGAGGAUCUGUUAGUUAUCUCUCCAAGUGGACAGCUGCAAGUAUUGAUAAACUUAUCUUUCUUGCUGAGAGUUGCUCUAUUCAAAACAAGACAGAUUUUCUUGUUGAAAUAGCAGUUGCUUUUCUGGGCCUGCCAAGAUGUGUUGACAAGACAGCUUCAGAGUUAGACAAGUCAACUGCUCUAUUCAAGGUUAAUAUGCUGUACUCUUUUUAUGGGUCUGGUGAUGUUGUGCUGGAAUGCAAUGUAAAACCAAGUUCUCAUCUUCCACCUUUGCCACGUGUGGGAGUUGAAUUUCACCUGGACACGACUAUGGAAGUGAUCAGAUGGUAUGGACGAGGACCAUUUGAAUGUUAUCCGGAUAGAAAAAUUGCUGCCCAUGUAGGCCUGUAUGAGCAGAAUGUGAAUGAUAUGCAUGUGCCUUACAUUGUUCCUGGGGAAUGUUCAGGUAGGGCUGAUGUUAGAUGGGUUACUUUUCAAAACAAUGAUGGCUAUGGCAUAUAUGCUUCGAUAAAUGGUGGAUCUCCACCAAUGCAAAUUAAUGCAAGUUACUACAGCACUGCUGAACUUGAAAGGGCAACACACAAUGAGGAGCUUAUAAAAGGGGAGAACAUUGAGGUGCAUCUUGACCACAAACACAUGGGCUUGGGUGGAGAUGAUAGCUGGUCUCCUUGUGUCCAUAAGAAUUAUCUCGUACCUGCUGUGCCAUACUCUUUCUCGAUCAGAUUUCGUUCUUUAACUGGCUCCACUUCAGGAUAUGAAAUCUAUAGAGGCCAGUUCUCGUAGAAAUACAUUUUGUUAGUAAAAUAAUCAGUGUCCUCUUUUUGAUUUCUUGUUUCUGAAGUCAUCAACGUUUUGGAGUUUCUAUUAUUGACUUGAUCGGAUUAUUAAAAUAAUGGUUAUGGCAAAUGGGGACAAUUGGUCGACAUACACUAACCAUACGUUCUGAUUUAAAUGCGCCCCGCCUUUUUUCCCAUUCA
Molecule: messenger RNA, 3770 nt
Organism: Coffea eugenioides
Lineage: Eukaryota; Viridiplantae; Streptophyta; Magnoliopsida; Gentianales; Rubiaceae
Product: beta-galactosidase
Exons: 18
Coding region: 232-3576 (1114 amino acids)
Biological process (GO): lactose catabolic process
Cellular component (GO): beta-galactosidase complex
Molecular function (GO): beta-galactosidase activity; carbohydrate binding
Source: RefSeq, a predicted model, not a curated record